Messenger RNA from Humulus lupulus (European hop), 1487 nucleotides. RefSeq names its product protein NRT1/ PTR FAMILY 5.5-like. The coding region runs from base 74 to 1141 and encodes 355 amino acids. Gene Ontology annotation, molecular function: transmembrane transporter activity. Gene Ontology annotation, cellular component: membrane. The record is from RefSeq and is a predicted model, not a curated record. The transcript has 2 exons. Gene Ontology annotation, biological process: transmembrane transport. Lineage: Eukaryota; Viridiplantae; Streptophyta; Magnoliopsida; Rosales; Cannabaceae.
AGUGGUUAAAUUGGUUGGAACCUUUGUACUUUCUGAAAUAGAUAUAUGGACACUUAGAUUUGCGAUCCCAACUAUGUGUAUGUUGGUGGCAACAUUGUUCUUCUGGAGUAUUAGUGUCCAUAAUUCUAUCAAGAGACAUGAUCCUCCUGGAAGCUUCCUUACUACCAUUCGUAGGGUCAUUGUUCCCAGCUUCUUCUUAAGAUCCACUGAGCUGAAUCAGGGUUAUGAUAAUACUAGAACGCGCUAUGGUCGUCGCCUUAGGUGCCUAGACAAAGCAAUAAUUAAUUUACCAAAUAAUGCUGAUCAAGAACAAAGAAACAGGGUGAUCCGAGAUGUUGAAGAAGUUAAAAAAUUCAUAUGCAGAAUUCCCUUUUGUAUGGCCUUUUUCGUUUUGGGUAUUGUAUCUUCAGUGGGAGACACUUACUUUAUCGAACAGGCAGACAACAUGGAUUACAUGGUUAAAGAGUAUGAAGUCCCAAUUGUUGUGCUUCGACUAUGGUACGGACUCUCCAAAAUACUGGUCAGCGAACUUUAUAAGAAUAUAAUGCAAAAACUACUCAAAAACAAUAGUAAAAGUAAUAAUAAUAAUAGUAAUAAUAGCAAUAGUAGUGAACAUAAUUUGUUCUCAUCAAAAUAUGCUGGUUGUGUUGGAGUAGCUGUAUCCAUGAUUUUUGCAAUACUAUGUUGUUUUACUGCUGCAAACGUGGAGAAGCACAGGUUAGAUAAGGUUAAAGAUAUGUACGAUAAACAUGGUCCUGCUUAUGAUGGAAUAAUUCCGAUGAGCAUGUUUUGGUUGCUACCGCAAUUCUUUCUUCUUGGGAGCUUUGAUGGGAUUUUAGAUGAAAGCAUUGAUCUUUUCUGUAAUACUCAUGAGGCUCCUACUUCUUCAGAUCGUGUUAUGAGUGUUUUUUCUUUGCUCAUUAUUGGUUUAGGAAGAAUAGGUAGUAUCUUAUCGGUAUUUGUGGCUCGAAAGGCUAGUGCAUGGGUAGGUAAGACUAGUUGGUUUGAAGAUGACCUAAACAAGAGUCGUUUGGAUAAGUAUUACUGGGUAUUAGCUGCGUUGAGUAUAGCAAAUAUUGUUUAUUAUAACAUCUUGUAUUAUUGUACUAGUUUGAGAUCAGAAGUGAGAGAAUCAGAUUAGAUUUGAUGGACCAGUUUAUCUUUGUCGGGUACAAUUUUAGUAUAUCUAAUUUGGUGCACUGUGAUAUUGUGUUAUACGGUGUAUAUCGUGUACAUUAUUCUAAAUGGAAGUAUUAUGUUCGGUUUUUUUUUUUUAUAUAUUUUAAGAUGUUCUAUAUUAGAUUGAUAUAUAUUUUAUAUUUUUGGAGACUUUCAAGUGAUAUGUUGGUGCAGAAACCUGUUUGGAUUGAAGGAAGCUCAAUCGAGCUUGGAACAAUGAAACAAACCAUAAAAUUUCCAAUUGCGGCUAGGCUUCUCAUUCCAACAUCAACGUAUAAAUACCUCAUAAAACGAUACCAUCUUGUCUA